Penicillium expansum is the source of this 4041-nucleotide messenger RNA. Its product is annotated as ABC transporter ATP-binding protein. The record is from RefSeq and is a predicted model, not a curated record. Gene Ontology annotation, biological process: transmembrane transport. Gene Ontology annotation, cellular component: membrane. Gene Ontology annotation, molecular function: ATP binding; ATP hydrolysis activity; ABC-type oligopeptide transporter activity. The transcript has 3 exons. Bases 1 to 4041 code for a protein of 1346 amino acids. NCBI's taxonomy places the organism in Eukaryota, Fungi, Ascomycota, Eurotiomycetes, Eurotiales, Aspergillaceae.
AUGCAGACCUCGGAGACUGUCGAUGGCGAUGGACUGGAUAAAAAGACUGCGACUGGACCAGGACAGUUGUUUAUGAAGCCUGCCUCCAUGCUCGUUUCCAAGUUGAAGGAGUUGAAAACAGCAUUUUCAUUCAUCCGCCUUCUUUUUUCAUUGAAUUACACCAAGUUUGAUGUCUUACUCGUUACAGUGGGAACAUUCUUCGCCAUUGCCGCAGGCGUCCCUGAGCCGUUACUUGGUAUCGUGCUUGGUCAACUCAUCAACGAACUCAACGAAGUCUCCUGUUCCGCGACGGUGUACGAUCCCUCCUCCGUUCGAAAGAAAGUCCUCUAUCUCAUUUACAUCACCAUCUUCAACUUUGCGGCCAUCUACAUUUAUGCCGCAUGCUGGGCUCUUGUGAGCGAGCGAAUCGCCCGUCGUUAUCGCAAAGCUUACUUUCGCAGCGUGAUUCGUCAAGAAGCAGCAUUCCACGAUAGUCUGCCCUCUGGUCAGGUCAUCUCUCGACUGGUCAGUGAUAUUGAGACAUUGCAAUCGGGAACUUCAGAAAAGGUUGGAAUCUACAUUGCUACGCUAUCAUACUUCGUCACAGCGUAUGUUGUGGCUUUCAUCAAAGUUCCUAUCAUUGCAGGCAUCCUGAUUGCGGUGAUUCCAUGCUUCUUUGCCAUGGCUCUUGUUGGAGGCCGCCUUGCUUCACGAUAUGGUACCCGUGUGGGCAAGCAGGUAGACCUCGCAACUUCAAUUGCAUCAUCCAGUCUCUCUCACUUGAAGAUUGUACAUGCAUUCAAUGCCCAAAAACGCCUAGAAGACCUCUUUUCUUCUCAUCUUAUUCAGUCUCGAAAGGACGCGUUGAAAAAAGCGGCUGUGCAUGCCACGCAAAUGGGGACGCUAUUCUUUAUAGUCUACUCUUCAAAUGCCUUGGCCUACUGGAAAGGUGCUCAUUUGAUAGCAGACUCUGUCGAUGGGUUGAACUCCGGAGUCUCCAUUGGCGCAGUUUAUACUGUGAUCUUUAUUCUGAUUGAUGCCACCUUCAUCUUCAGCCAAGUUUCCCCUUAUAUGCACGUUUUUAGCGCUGCUACCAGCGCAUCGAGGCGUCUGCUGGAGGUAAUUCACCGGGAUUCCAGUAUAGAUGGCACAUCACUUAUUGGAGAGACAAGUGUGAACUUGAGCGAACAAGAGAUUAUCUUCAAGGAUGUUCAUUUCACAUACCCUGCUCGGGCGGAGGUUCCAGUCUUGCAGGGGUUGAACUUGUCCAUCCCUCCAAAGAAACACACCGCGUUUGUCGGUCCAUCGGGAGGUGGAAAGUCUACCGUCGUUGCACUCCUGGAACGAUUCUAUGAUCCAUUAAGCGGAACCAUUUCGGUCGGGGAACAAGAUUUCCAAGACUUGAAUGUGGCCAGCUUGCGAAGCCAAAUGGGAUUUGUACAGCAAGAGUCCCAAUUGCUGGACCGUUCCAUUGUGGAAAACAUCGCGUAUGGGCUGGUUGGAUCUGCCGAGCACGAGGAUCUGACUGAAGUCAUUUUGGAUAUGCGCUUGGCUGAUAUUGUGGCCAGAAUCCAGGCUGGAUGCUCUGAAGCGGAGGCCCUGGAAGAUUGUGAUCCUAGGAUCGCUGAAAUUUUCAGACAGGUAAAGUUGGCAGCUAGCAGAGCCAAUGCGCUCUCAUUUAUUGAGUCUCUAGCGUUUGGUGUAGCUAGUCCAGUUGGAACUUCUGGCGGCCAACUCAGUGGUGGUCAAAGACAGCGCAUUGCUCUUGCUACAGCUCUUGUUCGUGAGCCCAAAGUGCUUAUUUUGGAUGAAGCAACUGCUGCACUCGAUUCAAUGAGUGAGCAGUUGAUCCAGGCUGCCUUGCUCACACUGUCUGGAACGACCACGAUAGUGUCUAUUGCCCAUCGUCUAGCAGCCGUUAGGGAUGCAGAUCAAGUCAUCGUCAUCCAGAAUGGCCGAGCGGUGGAAAGCGGUUCUCCUCAAACUUUGUUGGAGAGUGGCGGGGCGUACGCGACAAUGAUCAGUCAACAGAGGCUUGCCAAUUCUGGGAUGGAUAGCUCAGAAGAUACAUUGAGCGAGGCCAAAAGCUCUCUCACUUUGAACAGAGAAGGCCCGAUCUUGGCGGAAAAAGGGCAGAGUGUCUAUAUGGCUGAAGAGGAAAAGCCCGCUGAGACCAAUGCAGAGUCCAAUACUGCACUGGCAAAAGAAGAACCCAAGCCAUCAAAGUUCCUCACGGCAAAGAUAUGUUUCGCCUUCAUCCGUCCCAAUAUUCUUCUUAUCCUUCUGGGCUUGGUAAUGUCAAUAAUCAUCGGAGCUAGCUACAGCUCGAAUGCAAUUUUGUUUGGUAAUACCGUGGGAGGGCUCAGUCCAUGCAAGGGUACCGCAAAUAUUCGACACAGCGGAAACCUGUUCGGCCUCAUGUUUUUUGUCGUGGGAAUUGUCGAACUUUUCGCGAAUGUCAUUGGCGGGUGUGCCUAUGGAUGGGCAGCUGACCAGACACUGUAUCGAAUUCGCAUGAACUCACUUCGGUCGCUCCUUAGUCAAACUAUGACAUGGCAUAGUGCUGAAGGACGAAGCCCUGGUGUCCUCAUUGCCUAUAUCACAGGUGAUGCAUCGGCCAUUAGUGGCCUUACUGGAACUACUAUCGGUCUUCUCCUUGCGACUGCGGUGAAUCUUUUUGCGGGAGUCAUCAUUGCAUUUAUCGUGGCAUGGAAAAUCUCAAUUGUUCUGGUCCCCACUAUACCUGUUCUCCUAGUGGCUGGAUUCAUGAAGUUACGGGUUCAGGGCCAAUUUGCAGAGCGACAUAAGAAAGCAUUCUCUCGCGCUACAGAGAUCACAGUGGAAGCCUUGGGAAAUCUGCGUUUCGUCGCAGGUUUCUCACUCGAGAAUCAGCUCUAUCGGGAGUUCUUGUCAUCGAUUCAGAAGCCAUACAAAAACACCACUAAGGCGAUCGCUUGGGGAAACUUCUGGCUCGCGUGGGCCUUCAGUGUGAGCAAUCUCAUCAGCGCCCUUGCAUACUGGUGGGGAUCCAAGCAAAUUGCCUCAGGGCUUUACUCCCAAACCCAGUUUUUUAUUGUCUUGCCAGCUCUUCUAUUCAGCACACAAUCCUGUGGUCAGAUGCUUGCCUUGGCACCAGAUGUUUCGAAGGCUGGAAAGGCUGCUUCACGUGUUGUUGAUCUUGUGAAAACAAACUCUGCCGAGGAGGAAUUUAGUGGUGGCAAUUACACGCAGAAAAUGAUGAAGAUGGAAAUGCCAGAUACAGAUCCUGAGGCCAACAUGUCUUCUGGGGCAACCUCUUCUGAAAAGUCUCAGGGACCAGUGGGUGCACAGCUUCACGAAGUGUGCUUUUCAUACCCAAAAUCAUCUCACAUCCCCGUUCUCAGUGGAUUGAACAUCGAUUUCAAGCCAGGAAACUUCUACGCACUAGUGGGCCCAAGUGGCUCAGGGAAAUCAACCAUCUUCAACAUGCUGGAAAGGUUCUAUCAACCCACGUCCGGGUCUGUUACAAUCAAUGAGCAGAACAUCAACCGUAUAUUGUCGACAGCAUUCAGGGACGACAUUGCGCUUGUUCCACAAGAGAAUGUUUUAUUUGAGGGAACCCUCGCCUUUAACAUAGCACUCGGGGCAAGACCCGGAUAUACAGCCACACAAGCAGACAUUGAGGAAGCUUGUAAGCUAGCUCAGAUCCAUGAUGUGAUUAUGACCUUGCCUGAUGGCUACGAGACAUUCUGCACCCACGAUGGAAAGCAGUUUUCAGGUGGUCAACGCCAGCGUCUAUCUAUUGCAAGAGCCUUGAUUAGAAAGCCAGGCCUCUUACUUCUUGAUGAGUCUACGAGUGCUCUCGAUGGUGAAUCUGAACGAAAGAUUCAGGAUGCUUUGUCAAACCUCGCGGGAAAAACUACGAUUAUCGCUAUUGCUCAUCGCUUGAAGACGAUCUAUCGGGCGGAUCAGAUUUUCCUUAUUCAGGAUGGUCAUUGUGCUGACCACGGCACCCACGCGGAGCUUGUUGAGCGGAGUGAGAUGUAUCGGGAGAGUGUUUUGCAUCAGUCACUAGCCACCUGA